UUGACAGUUGACACCCGUAGUGGUUGAGUGCUCAACACUCUUUAAUUUGUACUCGUUAUGAUAAGGUGAUAAGAUAAUAACAAGAAUCUAAUAAAUAUGAAAAUUGAAAGCAGUGAAUUUUCCGAUCAGCAGAUCUAUCUAUAAUGUUGCAGUGCUGUUACUGUUCUAAAGAGUUUAAAUAUGAAAGCGAGAAAAAGAGACAUGAACAAAGUCAUUUUCCACAAUUUGAGUGCAACCAAUGUUUUAAGAAGUUUAGUUUUCUAUCAGCCUUAAGAAGGCACCAAAAGCAGCAUGAAAGGACGGGACAUGUUCCGUGCCUUGACUGUGGACGUAAUUUUCGCGAUGAUAUUCUUCUUAAGCGUCACAUAAAAUAUGCGCAUAAAGGUACAUAUGAAUGUUCUAAAUGCAGCUCCAAAUUCAAAAGUGACUUGGCAUUAAUGUCGCAUAUGAAGACACAUAAGCCUAAAGCUGAAAGAAGAUUCCAGUGUAGUUUUGAAGACUGUAAAAAAUCUUUUAACUUUGCACACCACCUUAAACAUCAUGAGCUAACACACACUAAUGCAAAACAGUUUUAUUGUAAAACUUGUGGAAAAGGUUUUAUUCAGGCUCAUCAUUUGAAGUCUCAUAUUAAAACCCAUGAACCUGAGAAUUGGCUGUAUUGUACCAUACCAGAUUGUGAUAAGAAAUUUGUUACAGAAUAUGCAAGAAAAAAACAUCUCACAAGCCACAGGACAACUAUCGAUAGUGGCAUAUCUUCCGAUUCGAACUGUGAAAUCUCAGGAUCUCAGGAUUCAUUAAAAGCAGAUGCAGCAGUGCUUUGUGCCAAAUGCGGAAAUAUGGUAACACCAACUUCAUAUGCAAAUCAUGAAAGAGAAUGUAUGCCAAUACCAGAAACGCCUCAAGACAGAAAUAUAAAUCCAAAGAUUGAAAUUGAAUUGAAUAAUAAUUAUAAUAACAUAGAAGUUUUUAGCAACUGCAAAACAAUAUUGGGAAAAUGUAUUGCAAAUGAAAAUUCACCAAAUAGUUGUUUAUGUGCGCAAAUUAAAGAUGCGAAUAAUUUUUAUGAUGAAUUACUUCCGAACGAAAACUUUGAUCCUCUUAAAGUUGAUAUAGAUAAUAAGCAAACACUCAAUAGCAACUAUGAGGAUAUCAGUGUUAUGAGCAAUGCAUGUGAAGGCUGUGAUUGUUCCAAUACCAAAUCUGAUGUCCAAAAUAUGAACUCUUUAAAAGAACCCUUAUUACAAAAUACAAAUGACAAUUUACCAAAAUUUGAAUUAAGAGAUGAUGGUGCAAUAAAACUCAAAGAUACAAUUGACAUUGUUAUCAAUAUUAAAAAAGAAAAAGAAAUGACUGAAACUGAUGAAUUAUUCAAAAUUAUGAAUCAAGUGCCUUUUAAUAGUUGUAAAGCAGUGUUAGGUAAAUGUAUAGUGAGUGGUAGUGGUACCAUAAGUGAGAAUUGUUUAUGUGCUAAAAUGGCAAUAGAUGACCAUCAAAUGACGGCUCAAGAAAUUGAUGAGAUAACACCACAACCAAUGAUGACAACAUAGUAAUUUAUUAUCUGUGAUUUAAUAGUUAUGUUUAUGUUGAUUUUAUAAUCUACAUAGAUUCAUAUAUUUUUAAAUUCUUACUAUUUUAGGUGUUGCGAUUAUAUUAGUAUUAGAAAAAAAUAAAAACUAUAUUUAUUAAUAUUAA
Messenger RNA from Vanessa atalanta (red admiral), 1692 nucleotides. Its product is annotated as zinc finger protein 14-like. Gene Ontology annotation, molecular function: DNA-binding transcription factor activity, RNA polymerase II-specific; RNA polymerase II cis-regulatory region sequence-specific DNA binding. Bases 144 to 1547 code for a protein of 467 amino acids. The record is from RefSeq and is a predicted model, not a curated record. The transcript is spliced from 6 exons. NCBI's taxonomy places the organism in Eukaryota, Metazoa, Arthropoda, Insecta, Lepidoptera, Nymphalidae. Gene Ontology annotation, biological process: regulation of transcription by RNA polymerase II.